Molecule: messenger RNA, 3168 nt
Organism: Dictyostelium discoideum AX4
Lineage: Eukaryota; Evosea; Eumycetozoa; Dictyosteliales; Dictyosteliaceae
Exons: 2
Coding region: 1-3168 (1055 amino acids)
Biological process (GO): snRNA 3'-end processing
Source: RefSeq, a predicted model, not a curated record
AUGAAAGGUGAUAGAAUGCCAACAAUUCUCUCACCUUUGGCAAAUGCCAUGGGUGAUGAGUAUACAGAUACUUGGUUUGAUUUCUUAUUAAAUCCAAUUAAAUUAAUUAAUCAUUUACAAGAUUUAAGUAUUGGUAAAUCGAAUCAUCCAAAUGUAUCAUCAAUAAUUAAAACACUUUUAAAACAAUAUGAAAAAUAUACAGCGCAACAACAACAACAUCAAACUGAACAACAACAACAACAACAACAAUCUUCUGCAAAUACUUCACCUUCUUCAACACCACCACCACCACCAUCAUCACAAACAACAAAUACUACCACUACUACGAGUACUUCAUCAUCAACACAAACAGGGUUAUCAUCUUCAUCAGGUGGUAUUAAUAAUAAUAAUGGUACAUUAACAACAUCAAAAAGAUCAAAAUUAAUCAUUGAUUUAGUUAUUAGUGUAAUUACAACUUUAAAAUUUUCGUUAGAUGAUUUUGAAAAGAAUAUACCAAUUAAACAUCAAAGAAAUAUAUUAGAACAAUUAGAGUCUAAAACAGAUGUAGAUAUAGAGUAUAUAACAUUUUUAAAUAGAUGGAUACUUAGAGGUAUUAUUAAAGGUACUCCAAUUAAAUAUUUAUUAUCAAAUUAUUCAAGUUCACCAUCCUCACCAAAUUUAAUAUCUGUAAACCAACAACAGCAACAACAACAACAAUCAAAUAUAUCAAAUGCACCAAUGACACCACCUUCAACACCACCACCAACUCCACCCUCUUUCAUUUCAUUAUCUUCAAAUGUUUCAUCAUCGUCAUCAUCAGUAAAUAAAGAUAUAAUUGAUACAACAACAUCAUUAGAAGAAUUAUUUUAUAAAUCAAAUUUAUUUUUAAAUGAAUGGAUAUCAGAGAAUUAUGAUAGCAAUAAGCCAUCAGAUGUUGAUAAAGUUGUACCAAUUAUAUUAUUUGAAUUGGGUGAAUUUCAAUUUUAUAAAGAGAAUUUUUAUGAUGCUCAACUAUUAUUUGAUAGAGCAAAUAAAAUUAUAAAUUCUCCACAUGUCUUGGAAAUCAUUGAAAAAUCAGAACAACUAUAUAAACAAGCAUCAUUCAUAAAAGGUGUAGUAGGUAACAAGUUACAACAAUUAUCAAUCUAUAAAGAAAAGAUAGAAUGUUUAAUUAUAGCAUGCAAAACAAUUGAUUUAUAUGAUAGUGAAAAACAAAAACCAAUGGAUACAACCACAGCUACAACCAUUCCAGUUCAAUAUGAAAAUAAUAAAAAUUUUCAAAUUGAAAAGGCUUUAGCAUCAAAUAAUCUUUUGAAAAUUAUUGAAAUAUUAAAUUCAGAUAUCACAGAUUUCAAUAUAUCAACCUCUCUAGAUAUUGAAUUUAGGUUAAAUUUAGAAUUAAAUAAAUUUUUAUCAUCAAGACAAACAGAAAUUUAUUUUAGUAAUUUAUUAAAAUCAACUUUAAUACAAUAUAAUUAUAAAACUUAUUAUUUAGAUGAAUUUAAAAAGUUGGAUAAAGAAUCAAUACAAUUAUUUUUUUCAAUGGUAGAAAUGGUUAUAAAAAUUUUAAAUGAUGAUAGAUUAAUAGAUAGUAUUCAUUUUCUUUUAUUUAAAAUAUAUAAUAUUUUAUUUAAUGACGAGAAAUUAAAUUGUAAUACCACUAGGAAUAGUCGUCGUAUUUUCAUUCAAACCCUCAAUUCCAAAUUUCCAAAUUUAUAUAAAAAGAUUAAAUAUAGCAAUGAUAAUAUUAUCCAUGAUGAAUUAAUAGAUAUCAAUUCGAAUGGUGUUUGUAGUAGUGGUGGUGGUGGUGGUGAUAACACUGAUAAAGAUGGUAGUAGUAGUAGUGUUAGUGAAAGUGAAAUGAAUAAAUAUAUAGAUAGUAAAUUAAUAUUUGAUAAAUUUAUUAUAGAAGAUAAUGAUCCUAUAAAGAUUUAUAAUCUUGUUGAAUCAUUUAAAAAAGAUUAUUCAUUAAGUGAACAACAAACUCAAUUAAUCUAUUAUCAAAAAGCUAUGGAUCUAUUUGGAAUGGGAAAUUUGAAAGCAUCAUCAACAAUUUUAAUCGAUUAUUUAGGUGGUAAUGAUGGUUGUAGUGGUGAUUAUAGUAAACCAUCUUCAAAUUCUGUAGAUUAUCAAUUAUUUUUAUAUGGUAUUAUUUUAAAAAAUUAUAAAAAACCAACAACAACAACAACAACAACAUCGACAACAACGGCAACAACAACGGCAACCAAUACAAAUGGAAAAGCAAAAACCAAUUCAGCAGUCACCGAAUCAUUUAAACUUUUAUUAGAUAAACAUGGUCCACCAUCUGAAUUUAUAGCUGAAAGAAUGUUUUCAAUAUUAAUCGAUAGAUCGAAAUGGGAAACUGUAAAAUCCAUUUCAAACCUACUAAAAGUAUGUAAUGAAUCACCCUAUUCCGAUGCAUCACCAACAUUUUGUGAACUUGUAUAUAUUGUAGAAUUUUUAGCAUCAAUAGGAAAACAAAUGGAUAAUGAAAAUAAAGAAAAGAAAUUAAUUCAAAAUCAAACCCCAAUGGCAGUUGAUGAUGAUUUAAAUAAUAAUAGUAAUAGUAAUAAUGAAAAUAUCAAAUCUGAAAAUGAAACAUAUAAAAUUAAAACCGAAAAUAAUAAUAAUAAUGGUACUGUUGAUACGACAAAUACAGAUGACAACAGUAAUGGUAAUACUACUAGUAGUAGCGAUAACGAUAAUAACAAUAAUAAUAAUAUGAAUGGAAGUGAUCGUGAUGAUAGUGAUAUGGAUAUUGAUGAUGAAGAUAUUCAAAGAUAUGCAAAACCUAUUCAAACAACAACCUCAACAACAGCAACAACAGCAACAACUUCUCAAUCAUCAUUGAAUAAAACAAAAAUUAAUUCUAAAAGUGAAGAACUUUAUAUUGGAUUCAUUAGUUCCAUAUUACCAACAUAUGAUCAAAAAAGUUAUCAUUGGACAUUUUAUAAAAGUAAUACAUUUUAUAGUAAAAACUCUGCUGAAAUAUCUGGAAUUUUAAAUCUUUUAGAAAAGAAAUCACUUUUUAAUCGUGUGAUUUUCAUUUUUGUUGGUUUAAUUCAUUCAAUACAAACCUAUAAAAAAGUUCAAAAUGAUUUAAAUUUAGAUCUUUAUAAUGAAAUUUCAAAUCAAAUUUCAAAUACUAUAACAUUUCCAAAGUAUACAUCAUUUAUCUUUAAUUUAUAA